Molecule: messenger RNA, 1284 nt
Organism: Podospora pseudopauciseta
Lineage: Eukaryota; Fungi; Ascomycota; Sordariomycetes; Sordariales; Podosporaceae
Exons: 2
Coding region: 436-1077 (213 amino acids)
Molecular function (GO): protein binding
Source: RefSeq, a predicted model, not a curated record
CUCUCUCAUCCAAAUAUGUUCAAAGUGAAACCUCAACAUGAGUCGGCUGAUAACGAUAAGUGCUCUAACCCCGCCAACCCGAACCCUCGGUUCUGCAGGGGUUACCCCUUAUCGCCCAAACCAGCCUUAUCGGAGACGGCUGGCGUCGCUGGGGACCUUGCGGGGUGCUGGGAAUUAGGAGUGUGAGGUGGUGCACACUGCCACCUCCUGACCGUAAUCUAAUAAGGCAAACAGCUUCUUGACAGCCGCGCGUUUGGUUGGUUCAGCCUUCUUCCUCAAAUAUUUUUGGACUCGAUUUCACUCUCGAAAACAGAGAGCAACCUCCUGUCUUGACAGUGUGUUGUCUUGGUCAACUCCUUCGUCCCUACCAUCGGUUCCAUAGCUUCCAACCCGAACUUCCGUACACCCUCACAUACAUAUAAACCAUUUGGAACCAUGGCACCCCCCAAAGAAGAAGAAUCCUACGAGGGCGCCUCAACAGCCGAACUCCUCAUCGCCUCCUGCCGCUCCAACAACUUCACCCUCCUCCUCUCCCUCCUCCCCCAAGACGACGAAGACGCCGCAGCCGCCCUCCUAAACAACACGACAACCGUAAUGGGCAACCACCUCUACCACGAGGCCGCCUCCCGGGGCCACUACGAAAUAAUCGACACCCUCCUCGACCAGCCCGGCUUCGAGUGCGACCCCGUCAACCGCCUCGAGGGUGACACCCCCCUGCACACGGCCAUCCACUGGAUCAACUCGGAGCCCCCCGAGCAGCGCGAGUUCGGCAACGCCCUGGUCAAGAUGAUGCUCGAGGCCGGGUCGAACCCGAGGAUCAAGAACAAGGGCGGGCUGACAGCGCUGCAGUUAGUAGAUCCAAGAAAUGAAGGACUCAGAGAGCUUAUCAGAAAGCACGAGUACGCCAGCCUGAACCAGGGUGACUUCGUUGACGUCGGGGAUGUCAAGGGGGGUGGUAAGCUGGUGCAGCAGCAGCAGCAGGAGGAGGAGGAGAGCGAUGAUGACGCGGAAUUCAGUGGGAGUGACGACGAGGAGAGGGCAGAGUGGGAGAGGAGGAGGAAGGAGAAGAGAAAGUAAAAUGCUGGGUGGAGUCGAGGGUACAGUACAGUGUGUUGCAUGGGUAAUGUGUGUUGAUUUUACCACAGCGAAGCAUCGUUGGGGCAUUUUUUUUGUUGUUGAUGGUUUCCCUUGAGAGGCAUAGAUCUGUGGCGAUAAAUACAAAAAAAUAAAUUCAAUCAUGCUCCUGCCGGGGGCAAGUCUGAUCACUCUUUGUUCCAGUUUAUU